Molecule: messenger RNA, 981 nt
Organism: Larimichthys crocea (large yellow croaker)
Lineage: Eukaryota; Metazoa; Chordata; Actinopteri; Sciaenidae
Product: trace amine-associated receptor 1-like
Exons: 1
Coding region: 1-981 (326 amino acids)
Biological process (GO): G protein-coupled receptor signaling pathway
Cellular component (GO): membrane
Molecular function (GO): trace-amine receptor activity
Source: RefSeq, a predicted model, not a curated record
AUGGAACCAAAAGCGGCUAUCAACAGGACAUUUAUUGACAUACAUCCCUGCUAUGAGUUUGACAAAACAACAUAUGUAUUUACAAGCAAUCCAUCCAUAUCAUGUGUGUUAUUGUAUAUCUUCCUUGGAUUAUUUUCUGUUGUCACAAUAUGUGGAAAUCUUCUUGUAAUAAUCUCUGUCAUUUAUUUCAAACAGCUCCACAUGCCUACUAACUACCUCAUUCUGUCUCUGGCUAUGACUGACCUGCUUGUAGGAGUUUUAGUCUGUCCUUUCAGCAUGGCAUUCACUGUAACUUCAUGUCGGUUUCAACCAGUUUUAUUUUGUAAAGUACGAGGAAGCAUUGAUGUUACAUUGAGUACAGCUUCUAUUAUGAACCUAUGCUUUAUUUCUAUUGACAGAUAUUAUGCAGUAUGUCAGCCUCUGACUUAUAGAAUUAAAAUAAAUGAUCGUGUUACUGGGAUUAUGAUCCUUGUGACCUGGGGAGUUGCUGCUCUAAUUGGAAUUGGCAUCAUGAUUGCAAGUUUUAAUCGACAACAAUGUGGACAAAGUUGUUUAGUUGAUGCCGUAAUAUCAACUAUUCUAGCAUGUGUUUUCUCUUUUUAUAUGCCAGUCAUAAUAAUGCUGAGUAUCUACCUGAAAAUCUUUCUUGUUGCACAAAGUCAGGCAAACAGCAUCCAGAGCACAAAGUCUGGAGCAACUGUUAGUAAGAUGGAGAGAAAGGCCACUAAAACUCUGGCUAUAGUUAUGGGAGUUUUUCUCUUAUGUUGGAGUCCUUUCUUUUUCUGUCUGACAUUUCUUUCUUUUAGUAAUGCUAAAGUGUCACUCCCUGUGUUUGAAACCCUUAACUGGCUUUCAUUAACAAACUCAAUGCUCAAUCCAUUUAUUUAUGCUUUCUUUUACAGCUGGUUCAGGUCAGCGUUUAAAAUGAUCAUUUAUGGGAAAAUAUUUCAGGGUGAUUUUACUAACUCAAAACUUCACUGA